Sciurus carolinensis (gray squirrel) is the source of this 519-nucleotide messenger RNA. RefSeq names its product centrin 1 (gene Cetn1). The record is from RefSeq and is a predicted model, not a curated record. The transcript has a single exon. NCBI's taxonomy places the organism in Eukaryota, Metazoa, Chordata, Mammalia, Rodentia, Sciuridae. Gene Ontology annotation, molecular function: calcium ion binding. Gene Ontology annotation, cellular component: centriole; centrosome. Gene Ontology annotation, biological process: nucleotide-excision repair; centriole replication; mitotic cell cycle. Bases 1 to 519 code for a protein of 172 amino acids.
AUGGCUUCCAGCUUCAAGAAGCCAACCUUGGCCUCCACCAGCCAGAAGAAGAAAGUGGGUCCGAAGCCUGAACUCACUGAAGACCAGAAGCAAGAAGUCCGGGAGGCGUUUGACCUCUUCGAUGCCGACGGAAGCGGGACCAUCGACGUGAAGGAGCUGAAGGUGGCCAUGAGGGCGCUGGGCUUCGAGCCCCGGAAGGAGGAGUUGAAGAGAAUGAUCUCCGAGGUGGACAGGGAGGGCACGGGCAAGAUCAGCUUCAACGACUUCCUGGCCGUGAUGACCCACAAGAUGUCGGAGAAAGACACCAAGGAGGAAAUCCUGAAGGCCUUCAGGCUCUUCGACGACGACGAAACCGGGAAGAUCUCUUUCAAGAACCUGAAGCGGGUGGCCGCCGAGCUGGGGGAGAACCUGACGGACGAGGAGCUGCAGGAGAUGAUCGACGAGGCGGACCGCGACGGGGACGGCGAAGUGAACGAGGAGGAGUUUCUCAAGAUCAUGAAGAAGACCAACCUCUAUUAA